Messenger RNA from Melitaea cinxia (Glanville fritillary), 669 nucleotides. RefSeq names its product transcription factor SOX-14-like. The transcript has 3 exons. The coding region runs from base 1 to 669 and encodes 222 amino acids. The record is from RefSeq and is a predicted model, not a curated record. Gene Ontology annotation, molecular function: DNA-binding transcription factor activity, RNA polymerase II-specific; RNA polymerase II cis-regulatory region sequence-specific DNA binding. NCBI's taxonomy places the organism in Eukaryota, Metazoa, Arthropoda, Insecta, Lepidoptera, Nymphalidae. Gene Ontology annotation, biological process: cell differentiation; regulation of DNA-templated transcription; anatomical structure morphogenesis.
AUGUCACUUGGGAAACAGCCUUCAGAUCACAUAAAGAGACCGAUGAACGCCUUCAUGGUGUGGUCGAGAGGUCAGAGGCGGAAAAUGGCACAAGACAAUCCUAAAAUGCACAAUUCAGAAAUAUCGAAGCGGCUCGGAGCGGAAUGGAAGCUACUCACUGAGAUGGAGAAGCGACCUUUCAUUGAUGAAGCGAAAAGAUUACGGGCCCUGCACAUGAAAGAGCAUCCAGACUACAAAUAUAGACCGAGACGGAAACCGAAGGCUCUCGUCAAGAAGGAACCCAAGUUUGGAUUCAACAUAUCCGGACUUAUGGCGCCAGUACCACGGCUGGUAGCCCCUUCCCUUCCACAGCCGAUACCCCAACUACCAGUCCCUCAUCACUUGUUACAAGAAAAGCCCGACCUGAGUCGAGCACUGUUCCCGCCAAUACCAUACCCGUUUUAUCCAUUCGCGAAGAUUCCGUCCGAUGAUGGGAAGCUGGCUGCUGAACUCGCUCACUUGCAAGCGCUGUACGGAGGUGCUUUAUACAGCUCAGCGCUAUACAGCAGUGCACUAUCUCCUUGUGGGUGUCCACCACGACGGUCCCCCUCUCCCCCUCCGGACGUCAAGCGCCCUGUCGCUUACGUCCUCAUGAAGAACGACGAGGAACCACCGCAACACGUCAUAUGA